Bicyclus anynana (squinting bush brown) is the source of this 1539-nucleotide messenger RNA. RefSeq lists its product as uncharacterized. The coding region runs from base 163 to 828 and encodes 221 amino acids. NCBI's taxonomy places the organism in Eukaryota, Metazoa, Arthropoda, Insecta, Lepidoptera, Nymphalidae. The transcript has 5 exons. The record is from RefSeq and is a predicted model, not a curated record.
AUUGGAAGUGAAAGUGAAUGAAUGUCGGAGGCUUAAUUAGAGAGAACGCUCGCGCCUGCGUCAGUUCCUCUGAGCCCGUCGCGUUCGACACACCUUGCGUACUCCCCGGCGUACGCGCAUCCUUCUCACACUCGCAUCACCGCUACCAACCAGCGCACCGAGAUGAGCCGGCACAGUUGCCUGGCCACGGCCGUCCUACUGGCGGUGCUUUGUUUCGCCGAUGCCCAACGCCGCCUGGCCCUGCCUGACCCCAGGAGUUGCGCUAACAGAGUUCGUCAUUCAACGUAUCGUGACGCUCGCGGGGUUCUACAUUCGUACUUCUUCAGUUGGGAGCACGCGCCGACCCGCAGUCUUGAAGUGGACUGGCUUGACGCGAGAAACAUUUGCCGGCGACAUUGCAUGGACGCCGUCUCUUUGGAGACCCCACAGGAAAAUGAGUUUGUGAAGCAAAAGAUAGCGCGUGCUAACAUCCGGUACAUUUGGACAUCGGGCCGCAAGUGUAACUUCGCCGGGUGCGAUCGCCCCGACCUGCAGCCCCCCAACGUGAACGGUUGGUUCUGGUCGGGCUCCGGCGCCAAGAUCGGCCCUACCACGCAACGCAACACCGGUGACUGGUCCUACACCGGCGGCUACGGGCAAGCGCAGCCUGACAACAGGGAGGCUGCUCAAGGCAACGACGAGUCGUGCUUGGCGAUCCUGAACAACUUCUACAACGACGGUGUGAAGUGGCACGACGUGGCCUGCCACCACGUCAAGCCGUUCGUCUGCGAAGACAGCGACGAGCUGCUCAACUUCGUGCGCUCGCGCAACCCCGGCCUACGCAUCUAAUGACUGCACAACACUUCGCCCUCUAAGUUAUUAUAAGUCACUGAUUGAUGCCGCACCAUUCAAGCACUGCCUACGACAAGCUUCACAGCGUCUUCGCCGGCGACGUGGUCCCCGAUAUCCGACGUCACCCGGACGUGGGCUUUUUAACUCACGAUCUCGGGGGCGCCCGGAAUGAUACUUGGGCCAAAUCACACUUUCAAAACGGCCUUCUGAGCCGAGGUCUGAACCUCACAAGAGACGCCUUUAGAGUCAUUCCGCCCAUCUAUAUUUUGCUUCUGUCAUCAGGCGCUGAUUUUCCAUUAAGGAGCCUGCAGCACUUACACAAUCAGAAAGAAAAAUGCUUACUAUUACCAUCUACCAAUUUGUACUUUAUAUCCACACAAUAAGAUAGAUUUUUAAUUGGAAAUCUGCAUGCUGUGCUGGAGCGGUGCGGUGUAUGUCAGCGACGACCUUUAGAUGGUUGACAUUGUACAAAACCGAGUGGCUAACUCUAUUUAAGUUAUUUAUUAAUAAAUUAAUAAAAAUAAAAUAAAAACUAAUAUACAGACACUAAACCGUUAUUUUGUUUAGUGUUCUCGUGUGACCUGUCAGAAAGAGAUUAUGGUAUUAAAUAUUCUGUGUCUUUCGUUUCGGUCAGUCGUUCUAUCUUGUAAAAAGUAUGCACAAAAUAGGAUUAACUUAUAAAUAUUAGAAUAAAGUAAUAAAUCGUUA